Messenger RNA from Schistocerca piceifrons (Central American locust), 855 nucleotides. RefSeq lists its product as uncharacterized. The record is from RefSeq and is a predicted model, not a curated record. Gene Ontology annotation, cellular component: extracellular region. Gene Ontology annotation, molecular function: chitin binding. The transcript is spliced from 2 exons. Bases 63 to 737 code for a protein of 224 amino acids. NCBI's taxonomy places the organism in Eukaryota, Metazoa, Arthropoda, Insecta, Orthoptera, Acrididae.
GUAGUCUAUCAGAUGUUUUGUGUGCAGCUGUAGUGUGAAAUAGGACCAGCUUGUUUUCCAAUAUGCAGUGCCUGUUUUGGACAGUUGUUUCUUUGGUUGCUGUAGCAUUGUACUGCCCAGUGGAAGGACAAGUCUGUAAUGCUGAUGGAUUUUACUGUGUAAAUGAUACUGCAAGUGUUACCUGCAUAGAUGGCACACCUCCAGCAACUCCUGUUGUCAAUGUAUGCCCAACAGGAACUUACUGCAGUGCUGACUGUUCCCUAGAGUGUCUGGAAACAGUUCCAUGUGUAACAACAACCAUUUCCCCUACAACAGAACAACCCUUUGUGUGCACUUCAACUGGAAGGUUCCCUGAUCCAACAAAUUGCUCUAAUUAUUAUAUGUGCUCCCCUAUAUCUACUGGUGGAUUUUACCAAUACCUGUAUAACUGCCCUGGUGGCUCUCUUUUUGACUCGGUGAGAAGACUUUGUACACUUUCCACAAAUGUUACAUGUGGUACAUCAAGCACCACUGUAUCACCUACAGUAACUGCUCCAACUGGAACUCUAACAACUACUGUUGCCCCUUUUACCUGCACAAGUGUAGGCCGAUUUAUAAACCCACUUGAUUGCUUUCAAUAUUAUAUGUGUUCCCUCAGUGCAAAUGGUACUUUCUACCAAUAUUUAUAUGACUGCCCACAGGGAGCAGCCUUUAACUCAGCAACCAGUCAAUGCACAGCUUCCACCACUUGUGUGUAGAAAAGCACUUAUUGUUACAUUAAAAAUUGUAUAAUUACUAAGGUCAUGUAAGGUAAUAUACUUAGUAGAUCAAAAUUUAAGUAUGAAGUGUAUUUUUAAUGUAUUAGUUCAUUUUUAU